AUGGCCACAACAUCACUCUUACGCCGCUGUGCACCUUACCUCCUCUCAUCUUUGCUCCUCGUUUUGCAGAUACUGGCGACUGCUGCCACAAUGACUCCGUCUGGGAUCCCAGAGAAGCUCUUUCCUGCAUCACUCGACCCCUUUGUCAACGAACUAAGCCUGCGUGGCUUCCUCUACACUUCUAGAAUCGAGUUGGCAUUCGACCUUACGAACAUGCAAUUCCGAAGUCACCACGCUCUUACCGAUCAUUUUUUCAAGAACGGUCAAGAUUGGAAUCCCAGAGUCGUCUACCUCGGAGAACACCCCGCUUUGCCCAGCACUCAUAUGGCUGCAUCGGUGUUCCACCCAAACAUACAGCUGACGAAUCAUCUUGUGCCAAAAAGUGGCUUGAUGAAACAUAGGAACGGGAAGAACGGAGUGCUUGCUAUCAACUUGAGAGCAAAUGAAGAGCCUGAGUUUGUGGGGGUGCUGUGGCUGAAGAGCCAUCGAGCAGUGAAUGUGCUGGAGCGCAGUGGAAUGUGA
This is a messenger RNA of Ustilago hordei, 522 nucleotides long. RefSeq lists its product as uncharacterized. NCBI's taxonomy places the organism in Eukaryota, Fungi, Basidiomycota, Ustilaginomycetes, Ustilaginales, Ustilaginaceae. The transcript has a single exon. Bases 1 to 522 code for a protein of 173 amino acids. The record is from RefSeq and is a predicted model, not a curated record.